AUGCCUCGCGACGGCCCCACACGCGUCUCGUGGCCCGUUAAAGUUUUCACUCGAACCGUGGUCAAACAGCCUUGGGCGGCGCUCGCGUGCGCGUUGGGUCUCAUCGCGCUCGCAGCGUACGCUAUCGCGACGAAAGACGUCGCGCUGAGCAUAGACACGUCAUUGGAAUCGUAUCGUGCGCGAGGGACGCCGAGGACGACGAGGGCGCUGGCGGUGGGGCUCGCGAAGCGCUGGAGCGCGGCGACGCCGUUGGAUUUGCAAUCGAGGCGACUGGCGCGGCGGAGAUUAUUGGUGACGAAUGCGUCGUCGAGCGAUGGACUCGCACCACCACCGCUGCCGCCACCGCUGCCGCCACCGCUGCCACCAUCGCCGCCGCCACCACCGCCGUUCCUUGGUUUGCCGCCAACGAGAAGGCUCGCGUCGAGUCUCGAUCGGCGGAUUUUGGGAUUGAACGCGAAAUCGGGCGUCGACGGCGGCACGGGGGCGAAUGAAUUUCACGUCAUCGUCAGUCGAGUGGAUCGCAAGGGUGACACACCGAGUGAUAUCGCGAACGCACUUCGCCAAGUGUGCGUUUUAAAGCAUAACAUCGAGCACGCGUGGGGCUACGAGGACACGUGCGAGGAGGAUCGAUACGGGGACGGAUGCGCGGCGGCGUUUAGUAUUUUUGACAUCGAGAAUAUGUAUCGAUUGGUGGGUUUAUGGGACGUCUUCGAAGGCGCACAGAAGCUUGGGCAAGGGACGUUUGCAGAAGUAUCGGCGCGCUUGGAUUUUAUUCGCGAUCAAUGCGGAUAUCGAAUGUUUACGCGCGAGAUCGUCGAGGCGGCGCAUCGAUCGAUGUGCGACGCCGUCGCCGCGUGUCACGAAUAUCCUUGCGACGUCACGAGUAGCGCGCGAUGCAUGAUCGGAGAGUUUAAGAUUGGUAUUUGCGAUUUUAUAGAGCACGUGGAUCCUACGGUCGGGGAGAUAAUCGCCGUCGCGAAGAUGAAUAAAAACCUCGACGCGGUGGCGUGCCGUGAAAUCGAUGCGGUUGCUGUGUGGGAUACAAUGCUCGGGAUAGAAGUGAUUUUACGCUGGUCCAGCUCGUGGGACGCAAUCGAGGCUUUCGGGGCACCGUUCGGAAUAUUAUUAAACGAUGCUUUCUUGCCAAACAUGGCGCAAGAGCGAGGCGAGCCGCGCAGGAUGGCCAUCGUGUUUCGGCUUUCAUACAGUGAUCAGUCGACGAUUUGGGUUAAGAAUGUGGCUCGGCACGUCAUCGAACAUUUCAACUCUGACGUCUCAUCUGUUUCCACGGGAACCUUCGCUUCCUGGCGGCACAUUAAUGCGUACAACUCGAUGCUGGAUGAUCGUCUCGCGAAGGAUUGCGUAUUCGCCGUGGGCUCGCUGUGUGUGACGGUGGCGUUCAUCGCUUUGCACACCCGCUCGCUCUCACUCGCCAUUUGCAGCAUGAUUAGUAUAAUCGGUGCGACUCUUCUCACGCAUGCGACUUACUAUGAAGUGUACAGACGAGAAUGGUUCGGCAUAAUUCAUAUUGCGGGAAUUUUCCUAUCUAUCGGCAUCGGCGCCGACGACGUCUUCGUGAUUUACGAUCAUUGGCAGGCGAGCGCGAACAACGUCGAGGAAAAAGAGAGCCUGGACGCAACUUUAGAAGAACGCAUGCAAUGGACCCUACGUCACUCGGCAUUUAGUAUAAGUAUCACAUCUUUCACUACGGCGGCGGCUUUUGCAAGCAGCAUUCCGAGCUCCAUUCCUCCCGUUCGGCUAUUUGGCACAUUUAUGGCGACGCAGAUUAUUUUUCUCCUACUCGUCAGUAUCGUCGUGACAUCUUCGGUGUUGAUUUUGAAUGAAAAGUGGAAGCGCAUCGCGGUCUCGAGAAACCGCGUGAUGCCUUCUCAAGAGGAAGUAGUCGACGUAAAUCCGACUGUGGUGGCUCGUCGUGGAUCUGCGCAACGGAGAGCGACAAUCGAUUUUGGUGACUUUCCUGAAACUCUCAGUCGUGUCAUCCAUAGGCGCAUGGCAUCCGCACCAUUAGAUCCGGUUGCGUUAACACUACGUCCAUCAUUUGCCGUCGAAGGACGCCCUUUGAUAGAUGAAGCAUCGUCCGCAUCGACGUCUCCAGCGCUCUCACCUCGGAGGACGUCGCGUCGUCGCCGGGAUUUACUUGCUGCGACGUUUACUCGCCUCGUGUAUUGGAAGUGGACGCUUAAUGUGGUAUUUGUUGCCAUGAUUGUCGGCGCCGUGCUUCUUGGGCUCAACAUCGUGAAGCAAACCGGCGACGAGUCACUGUCUCUGUGGCCAAAAGGCCACGUUAUCCACGAUUACACGCUCGCCGCGCAGAGUUUUAACUCGUCUCGCUACGAAGAAAGCGUCCUCGUCCAGUUCACAUUCGGCCUCGAUGCCGCGCGCUCGAGCGUGUCCGCUAUAUCUGAUAAGUCUCUGUCGUACUCUGGCGUUCCAGUGUGGCUCGUUGAGCCGAAUGCGUCGUAUGAUUUUUCCGACGAAGACUCUCAGAUAUGGUUGCUAGAAUUCUGUGCCGAGCUUAGAUCGAUGCGCGAUCGCAUCGUGUCUCCAACGACGGUCAAUUGUUGGAUAUAUGAUCUUGAUGUAUGGCUCAAAGACGGAGGAUUACUCGGUGCACACAUCGACGGUUUACCCAUCGCUCGACAAGACUUUCGUUACGCCGUUCGAACGUUCGCCAAUCACGUGAAUACGUACGGCUUACUGCGCUUCAUACGAAAUAGAGACGACUGCGACAAAUAUCGCCUGGGCGAUGAUCUCUGUGUCGCAUACUCAGCAAUCACGGUACCGACGUCGGCGCGCAGGGUGUCUACGGCUGAUGAAAUCAGAAAAGCGCACGAUUUCUGGGAAACGUGGUUUGCGGCAAAGAUCUCGACUGGGCCUCCGGAGACGCGCGGCGCGUUUCAAUCAAGCGAUACGUGGGUUCUCGCAGAUACGGUUGACGAACUUAAAUCAGCCGCUUCGUUGACCGUCGUAUAUUCGUUAGUUUUGGCGUUUAUGGUUCUAUUUCUUUGCACCUUGAGCGUCAAAAUCGCCGCCGCAGCGACGUUUUGCAUCGCCUCCGUCGUAGUAUACUUUGUCGCCUUCAUGGCGCUUCGCGGAUGGCGUCUGGGCAUCAUCGAAUCCGUGUGCGUGCAGAUUAUUGUCGGUCUCAGCAUCGAUUAUAUCAGCCACAUCGCUGUCGCGUACGUAUCAACGCAUAACCAACCCAUGACAAAGGACGAGCGUUCACUCUCGGCGCUCCGCAUCGUCGGAGGCGCCAUCACCGCCGGCUGGUUCUCAUCCAUCGCCGCCGCGGCAUGCUUGCUCGGAUGUACCAUCGUCUUCUUCACAAAGUUCGCAACCUUCAUCGUCGUCACGCUCACCGCGAGCUUCAUCCACGCCGUCGUCGUGUUGCCCGUCGUGUUGGCCGCGCUCGGCCCGGCGUACGUCCAGCCGCCGCCGCGAUGA
Ostreococcus lucimarinus CCE9901 is the source of this 3465-nucleotide messenger RNA. RefSeq names its product RND family transporter: Dispatched segment polarity protein (cholesterol release). The record is from RefSeq and is a predicted model, not a curated record. Bases 1 to 3465 code for a protein of 1154 amino acids. The transcript has a single exon. Gene Ontology annotation, cellular component: membrane. NCBI's taxonomy places the organism in Eukaryota, Viridiplantae, Chlorophyta, Mamiellophyceae, Mamiellales, Bathycoccaceae.